AUGUAUAAUGGCAAGACAGACCCCGUAGAGCAUGUGAGCCACUUCAAUCAGAGAAUGGCCGUCAAUUCUAGAGACAAAGCCUGGAUGUGCAAGGUCUUCCCAUCCAGCCUAGGACCCAUAGCAAUGAAAUGGUUUGAUAGCUUGAAGGCCGAUUCCAUAAACUCCUUUAAGGAGCUCACCCAAGCAUUUGGUUCUCGCUUCAUCACCUGUAGUAGAGUCCCUCGACCCCUAUCUUCCCUACUAUCCUUAAGUAUGAGAGAGAGAAAGACCCUGAAAACAUACUCGGACAGAGAUUGGGAGAUGUACAAUGAGAUGGACAGUAACUUUGAAGACGUCGCCAUCAGUACCUUCAAGAGCGGCCUCCCGACUGAGCAUGGCUUAAGGAAGUCCCUAACGGGAAAACCUAUCACCAAUCUAUGCCAACUCAUGGACCGUAUUGACAAGUAUAAGAGAGUCGAGGAAGACCAGCAAAUGGGUAAAGGAAAGGAUAAGGUUAUCCCUUAG
Messenger RNA from Quercus lobata, 504 nucleotides. RefSeq lists its product as uncharacterized. Lineage: Eukaryota; Viridiplantae; Streptophyta; Magnoliopsida; Fagales; Fagaceae. The coding region runs from base 1 to 504 and encodes 167 amino acids. The transcript has a single exon. The record is from RefSeq and is a predicted model, not a curated record.